AUGUCGACGCCGCGCAAGCGCGCGCGCGCCGGCGACGGCGCCGGCGCGCGCGACGACGACGACGACGACGGCGACGACGACGGCGGCGGCGACGCGCGACGACCGCUCGUCGUGGACGCGCGCGACGCGACGCUGCCCGACGCGGCGCUCUGGGACGAACACGCCGAGCGCGGCGACGCCGACGCGCUGUUCGAACACGCGAUCGCGCCGCUCGACGCGGCGACGUUCGCGACGUGCGUCGAUAGACGCGCGGUGUGCGUCAAGCGCGGCGGACGGGCGCACUACGGGUCGUGGAUGACGAUGGAGGCGGUGACGCGGGCGACGCGCGACGGCGAGGCGCGGUACGGCGUGGAUUUAGACGUGACGUCGUACGUCGACGGCGUGCGAAGGACGCAUAAUAGGAAUAGCGACGCGGGACGCGAGGCCGACGACGAGGACGACGAUGUCGGGGAAUUGGUGGACGCGGACGCGGUGUUGACGCGGAGGUUCGGCGAGGAACGACGGUCGGUGCGGUUGUUGCAUCCGCAGACGCGGUGCGACGCGACGUGGAAGAUUUUAGCGACUCUGGAGCGGUAUUUCGAGUGCGCGUGUGGGUGCAACGUGUACGUGACGCCGGCGAGUUCACAAGGGUUCGCGCCGCAUUACGACGACAUCGACGCGUUCGUGUUGCAGAUCGAAGGCGCGAAGCGGUGGCGGGUGUACGAGCCGUUCGAGGACGAGACGCACCCGAGGACGAGCUCUAGGAACUUCACGCAAGAGGAGAUCGCGACGCAGCGCGUGGUUUUCGACGACGUGCUCGAGGCUGGGGACUUUUUGUACCUGCCGCGCGGUUGGAUUCACCAGGCGGAGUGCUCGUCGUCGACGCACAGCGUGCACGCGACGUUAUCGACGAAUCAAUCCAACGCGCCGGCUGAUGCGCUCGAAAUCGCGUUGAACAACGCGCUGGCUUCCACGAUCGACGGUCGCGCGGAGUUACGAAGGAGUUUCGUUUCCACGUUGAACGACGAGCGUCGUCGCGACGCCGCGUUGGAGGGACUGGGAGAAGAGUUGCGCGCGUUUGCGAGCGAGCUCCAAGGCGACUUCGGCGCGGCGCUCGUAGAGCACGCGUACGCGUCGCUCGAGGCACGGUUCAUGAUGCAACGGUGCCCACCGCCGGAUUCACACUUGCUGCGAUCGAAAGCGCGGUGCACCGGAGACGUCGCCGCGGCUGAGCUGCGGAGCGGCGCGAGAACGCGAGUGGCGUCGCAAAUCGAAGGCGCGCCGUUUUCAAUUUUACGAGAGAGCCCGGCGACGACGUUGUUUCAUCCAUUUCAAAAUCGCCGCGACGGCGCGCACGUGCGCGUGCUCGGCGUCGAUAGCGCCGACGAAGACCGACUCGGUCGCGUCGUCGUGCCGAGCGACGUCGACGACGAGCGUCUCGACGAGCUUCUGGACGCCGUGCGGUCGGGCGACGCGCUCGAAAUCGCAAAAACGAACUUUCGCGAGAACAACUUUCUCGAGCUCGUGUGCGAGCUCGUUCGGUGCGGGGCGUUGGCGGCGUUAGAUUAG
This is a messenger RNA of Ostreococcus lucimarinus CCE9901, 1548 nucleotides long. RefSeq lists its product with no specific name. The coding region runs from base 1 to 1548 and encodes 515 amino acids. Gene Ontology annotation, cellular component: nucleolus. Lineage: Eukaryota; Viridiplantae; Chlorophyta; Mamiellophyceae; Mamiellales; Bathycoccaceae. The transcript has a single exon. Gene Ontology annotation, molecular function: histone H3K36 demethylase activity; histone H3K4 demethylase activity. The record is from RefSeq and is a predicted model, not a curated record.